AUGCGGCUAAGCUCAAGGGCUUUCCAGCCGGGAGCGAUACUCGACUCGUUCCUAGGUAUACUGGAUAUCAAGCUGGGCUGCGAGAUUGUUCUGCUCUUCGGUCUCAUCAACAAAGUAGCGGGUGUCUACGGCCUGAUCACCAUCUUCGUUGGCGGUUCCUUUCUUCAAUACCUCUUCUACGCCUAUUCCAUCGGGACGCUCUUCGCCUUCCUCUGGGCUUUGAAUAUCGUCAAAUCAGAAAAAGCAAAACCCGCCCUCCUCGUCGCACACCUCUACACCCUGGACCACCUCAUCCUCUCCAUCGCGCACUAUGGUUUCUACAUCCACUACUGGUUCGUCGUCGCGCACGACGGGCGGCGGAUCAUCAAUUCAUCGGCACAGCAGGCUCUGAUCGAUCUGGCGGUGAGCAGGGGGGAGACGACGGAUCCCACCUCGGGCGGAGGUGCUGGGGCGGGUGGGGGAGAUUACGAGCGGAAGCGAUUAGCAGAGGGGAUAUGGGCAAGUGAGAGGGUGGUAGCGCUUUGGAUAUUGGCUGUUGGGUGGCUGGUCAAGAUUUACUUCAUCCUCAGCCUAUACUCUUACGCCGCACACCUCCGCUCAUCGACCUAUCACGCCCUCCCACUGACUUCCCGGUCCAAGGCGAGCCGGAUCGCCCAUCCGACGUCCCAGGCGGAUCUGGAGGCGGAGGUACUGCAUGAUGAGCUCGAAGAGGGCGCGAGCGAUGGACGGCCGGGCACCAAGGGGAGCGCGCUGGUUGGUGAGCAGGCGGUCAGGUCGGGGCCGGCCGAAGCGGACUUGGACUUGGCCCUGCAGGGCGUGGGUUAUAGGAAAGUAGAGAAACCGAUGAAAGAGGGCGAGGAGGACGAUUGGGAUAUGGGGGAUGAUGAGGGGAAGAUGGGGGAUGCGUCAGCAUCAGGAUCGGGAUCUAGGAAUUGA
Dioszegia hungarica is the source of this 936-nucleotide messenger RNA. Its product is annotated as Inositolphosphorylceramide synthase subunit Kei1-domain-containing protein. NCBI's taxonomy places the organism in Eukaryota, Fungi, Basidiomycota, Tremellomycetes, Tremellales, Bulleribasidiaceae. Gene Ontology annotation, biological process: inositol phosphoceramide metabolic process. Gene Ontology annotation, molecular function: inositol phosphoceramide synthase regulator activity. Gene Ontology annotation, cellular component: Golgi membrane; inositol phosphoceramide synthase complex. The transcript is spliced from 5 exons. The record is from RefSeq and is a predicted model, not a curated record. The coding region runs from base 1 to 936 and encodes 311 amino acids.